AUGACUAGAUUGGUAGAUUUACCCAAGACAUCGACAUUCACCGAGAAAAUCACUCCUGAUGUCAAAAUUGAUAGCAAGAACAUUGCAUAUAAGAAUGAAAGUAAUAUUAUUCAUCAACCUCGAGUAUUAUCAAAAGGUGGAUUUUCAUGGACUUUACCAGAAGAAAGAAAAGAAUAUCAAUUCUUAACUGCUAAUGAAAAUGCAUUACAUGAUUUAGGCUUAGAUCCAGCCCAAGUUGAUGAAGAAGAGUUUCAACAGAUUGUAAGUGGGCAAUAUUAUAUUAUUAAUCAAGAUACUUUUGAAAAACGUGGAUUCCCAUUUCCUUAUUCACAAGCUUAUGCUGGGUGGCAAUUUGGUCAAUUUGCCGGACAAUUAGGUGAUGGUAGAGUAGUUAACCUAUUUGAAAUCCCUAAUCAUAAUCCUGAUGGAAACAAUCGUCCAUUUUUCGAAUUACAACUUAAAGGUGCUGGAAAAACACCAUUUUCAAGAUUUGCAGAUGGGAAAGCAGUUAUAAGAUCAUCAAUUCGUGAAUAUAUCAUAUCGGAACAUUUAAAUGCUGUUGGUAUACCGACUACUCGUGCAUUAUCUAUCACUUAUUUACCAAAGACAUAUGCGCAAAGACAUUGGGCUGAAAAAUGUGGGAUAUAUACUCGAUUUGCUGAAUCAUUUAUUAGAGUGGGGAAUUUUGAUUUACAUAGAUGGAGAGGUGAUCGUGAUGGUAUUAAGCAAUUGUCAAAUUAUGUCAUUGAUGAGUUGUUUACCAUAAAUGGAACUCAAUUCCAAAAUUUCGAUCGUAUAACGCUGAUUAAAACAGAUUUCUUUGAUGAAUCCAAACCUGAUAUUGGCGACAAAUUAACUGAUUAUGAUAAAAUGUAUUAUGAAAUCAUUGUUCGUAAUGCGGAAACCGCCGCAUUAUGGCAAUGUUAUGGCUUUUUAAAUGGAGUUUUAAAUACGGAUAAUACAUCAGUUCUAGGAUUAUCAAUUGAUUUUGGUCCCUUUGCCAUAAUGGAUAAAUAUAAUCCUAAUUAUACCAGUAAUUCUGAAGAUCAUGAAUUGAGAUAUAAUUAUUCAAAUACACCUACUGCUAUAUGGUGGAAUUUAACUCGUUUAGGUGAAGAUUUAGCUGAAUUGAUUGGUGCUGGUCCUGCCUUGUUGGAAGAUUCAGACUUUAUAAAGGGAAGAUUACAACCUGAAUGGGAAGAUGAUAUUAUAAAGCGUGCUACUAAGAUUAUUGAAAUUGGUGGAGAAAUUUAUCAAUAUGCUUUCACUAAGAAGUAUGUGGAGACAUUUUUAAAUCGAUUAGGUGUAUCUCACAAGGUGAUUGAUUCUCAAGACGUGAAUAAAUUAAAUGAAGAAUUUAUUAGUCCAUUAUUGGCAUUAUUGUAUAAGAUUCAAUGUGAUUUUAAUAAGUUCUUCUUGGUAUUGCAGACUGUAAGAGCUGGAGGUGACACGAUUGAUUCUGAAAAGUUGGUACAUGAAUUAGAAACAUCUGAAUCAAGAUAUUCUAAACAAGAAUUAACUAAAGAAAUAGAUGACUGGUUGGUUAUAUACCACGGCAUCAUUGCUAAAUCUCAUGAACUCGAACCAACAUUUAAUCCUCUUGAAACUUCACAAAAAUUCAAUCCAUAUUUCUUACCUCGUGGAUGGAUUUUAGAUCAAGUUAUCAAAAGUGUUGAAGAAAGUGAUGGUGAAGAAAUCAAAUUAUUAAAGAAAUUAGAAAAGAUGAGUUUUAAUCCAUUUGAUAAAUCAAAAUGGGGUGAUGAAGAAAAACAAAUUGAAAAAGAAUGGGAAUUACAAGGUGAUCUGAAUCCAGAGAAAAAUAUGCAACAAUGUAGUUGUUCAAGUUAG
Scheffersomyces coipomensis is the source of this 1848-nucleotide messenger RNA. RefSeq lists its product as uncharacterized. Lineage: Eukaryota; Fungi; Ascomycota; Pichiomycetes; Serinales; Debaryomycetaceae. Bases 1 to 1848 code for a protein of 615 amino acids. Gene Ontology annotation, molecular function: AMPylase activity. The transcript has a single exon. Gene Ontology annotation, biological process: protein adenylylation. The record is from RefSeq and is a predicted model, not a curated record. Gene Ontology annotation, cellular component: mitochondrion.